AUGCCUCAAAAGGCCUGCCGCUCACCACCCCUACACCUUGAACCACACCCAACAACCCCAUCAAACCACAUCCGAACAUCCAAUCUGCCUCAUUGGGUAGCAGAACACCUCCAAACUUCACCACAAUGCCCUUAUGCUCAAAUUGGUGCAGAUCUACCUUGA
Molecule: messenger RNA, 162 nt
Organism: Puccinia triticina
Lineage: Eukaryota; Fungi; Basidiomycota; Pucciniomycetes; Pucciniales; Pucciniaceae
Exons: 2
Coding region: 1-162 (53 amino acids)
Source: RefSeq, a predicted model, not a curated record